AAUGACCUUGGGUGCAUCACCAUGGUAACUCUCAGUCGAAAUAAAAAAAAAUCAUGGACACAUCUUCAAGUGUAGCUAUGGAGAAUGAGGCGCCUCCCGAGCCCAGUACAAGCUCUGAUGUGAAGGAGGAGCGAAUACUAGCACGUAGGAAGCGAAUCCAAGCCAAAAUAGAGGCUGAUCGGAGAGCUGCACUGGGAGAAGAGCCUCAAAAAGAGGUGGAGGAUGUGGUGGAUCCUGAGAGGGAGAGGGUCAGCUCUAAGCAAACACUCAUGAGCAAUGUACGACUGGAGAAGCUCUCUACUGAUGGCACUCAACUGGUGACUAACAUCACAGUGGCCGGGGACUCAAAGGAAGUUAGCCGGAGGAUGGAGGAAGAUGAAGCUCGGAGGGCUAGGUAUGACACGCUGGAAGCAGAGGUGACUGCUGGGGCCGAACGAUUCGAAGAGAUCUCCAAGAAGUGGCUCAAAACGAAAAACAUGAAGAUACCUCAAGACCUUCAGAGUUUGCUCCAAGCUCAGAAAGCAACUUGCUCUGCCAUGAUUGACGAAAAAGAUAAACUGAUCCAAGAACUGCAACAAGAACUCAAAUCAAAGGAUGACCAAUACGUUAAGCACCUCAAGAAACAAGCUGAAGAUGUUGACCUCAUUAUAGAGAGGAUGGAAGAUCAGGCCAAAACAUUGUCAAAGGCUUAUCGUAAAGAACUGAAUGCCAUCGAGGUCUCCUUUGCAACUGAGCGGCAAAACUUGCUAGACACACACCAAGCCGAGUGGGAGAAAGCAGUCAGUGAGCGUAGUGGCAAGGAAAAAGAUUUUCUGGAGGCACGAGAGAAACGAAUUGAAGAAAAUGAGCGGCAGAUCCAACACUUGAGAGUACGAAAUGCAGAGGAAUUUAAUCGUGUCAAGAUCAAGCUUGAAACUGAUAUUCAAAUCUUACAGCAACAGAUCCAGCAAAUGAAAGCAACCUUUCAACUAAACUCUGAGAAACUUGAAUACAACUUCCAAGUAUUGAAAAAGAGAGAUGAGGAAAACUCUAUCACUAUCAGUCAACAGAAGAGGCGGAUCACACGCCUGCAAGACACACUCAACAACUUGCGAGGGAAACUAAGCAAACAGGAAAAAUCGUGCAAAGUUGAGCUUCAAGCGCUAAUGGAGGAGUACCGUAAGAACACUGAGCAAUAUCGAGAACUGCAAAAGAAGGUGAAGCAUUUCCAGGUGACUGAUCGCCGCCAGUUUCGCGAUAUCUGGCUCAUGAACGAAUACAAAGUACAAGGUCUAGCAAAGGAGGUUGAGAAUGCAGACAAAAUCAUCCACGAGCAACAGUUGGGUUUAGACUGGGAGCCACAGCCGCCAGUCGAGAGCCCCAUUCACACACACAGUGUCAAAGCUGACGUACAAAUCAGUGGAGCCACUCUCUAUGCAUCACAGAUACUCUCAGACACUGAAUCAUCGGACAUUGUGUUACCACCGACUUCUGCUGGGCCGGGAAUUGUUUGCCACUCCCCACGAGUUAUUAAACUAGUGCUAGAGCUACUCUGUGCAGAGUCUGGCUUCCUCAUUGAGUCAAAACUUACUCGAUUGCUAGCCCCACUGGAAAAAGAAGAGCAAAUGUUGAUGAAACUUGAUUCGAUUUUUGAUGCUAUCGGUAUUGACACAGAAAAAGACAUUCAUCAUCUGGCCAGCUAUUUCAUUCAAGAGACGGAUAAUGCAAACCAAGAGGGAGCCCCUUUGUUAAUCCAUCCUAACGAGGUUCCUACUGCCAUUCGGACAUAUGUUGAGCAAAGACAAGGUGCUGACAAAGGGUCCUCUAUGCUGAGGUCCAAGGCCUUGAUGCUGGGGCAGACACAGGACCACAGUGAGCUGCUAAAUGGAGGGUUCUGGGAGAAGAUGACUCAAGUGCUCCCUGAGAGUCAUGAGAGGGUCUGGACUGCACUACUGGAGGGCCUGGACCGCUACCACAGUGUUCUCCAGGCACGCUCCAGUCUCAUAGGAGAGACUGACACUCUGAGACUACAGAAUGGAGAGCUGAGGAUGCUACUCCAUCAGUACAUGAGUGCUCGCAUCAACCAAGAGCUGGAAAUACCUCCCACACUAACUAUGCCCAUGUAGUUCGUAGUACGUAAUACUCAGUUUUUGUUUAUUGUAUAUUUCAUAUUUGAAUUGUUCUAAGUGUGUUAUUGACUCCAUAUAAUUAUAUCCAAGCUUAUGUUUGCUA
Halichondria panicea is the source of this 2211-nucleotide messenger RNA. RefSeq names its product dynein regulatory complex protein 1-like. Gene Ontology annotation, biological process: regulation of cilium movement; cilium-dependent cell motility; axonemal dynein complex assembly. Gene Ontology annotation, cellular component: axonemal dynein complex; axoneme. Bases 54 to 2105 code for a protein of 683 amino acids. The transcript is spliced from 4 exons. The record is from RefSeq and is a predicted model, not a curated record. NCBI's taxonomy places the organism in Eukaryota, Metazoa, Porifera, Demospongiae, Suberitida, Halichondriidae.